Passer montanus (Eurasian tree sparrow) is the source of this 2930-nucleotide messenger RNA. RefSeq names its product clarin 3 (gene CLRN3). NCBI's taxonomy places the organism in Eukaryota, Metazoa, Chordata, Aves, Passeriformes, Passeridae. The transcript has 3 exons. The coding region runs from base 85 to 768 and encodes 227 amino acids. The record is from RefSeq and is a predicted model, not a curated record.
CAGCGCCAAGGAGGAAUCACCCCCAUGGUACACGGGACUAAAGGGAACCAAAUCUUCUGAACUGGGGGAAAAAUCUGGGGAAAGAUGCCGUCCAGGAAGAAAACCUCCAUGUUUGCCUCUUCCUUUUGUACCUGUGUGUGCUCCUUCGUGGUGAUCUGCGUGGUGCUGGCCACCCAGCAGUGGGUGAGCAGCGAGGUGCGGUUCUCGCGCACCGGCUCCACCGUCACCGUCAGCCUCACCUACGGCCUCUUCAGUGGCACCUGCCAGCAGUUCGUGGAUGCAGGGCUCCAGGUGUCCAAAACCAACUUCCAAGUGUCAGAGGCCCUGAGCAGCAGCAGCAGCAGGGGCCUGAUCGUGGCCACCAUCGUGAUGCUGGUGCUGGCCCUGCUGAGCUCCCUGCUCAGCGCUGGCUUCACCUGCACCAACGUUGUCAGCAACCCCUACCAGACCUUCCUGGGCCCCAUCGGAGUCUACACCUGGAAUUCCGUCUGUGGAAUCCUCAUCCUCAUAGCCAUGAUCCUUUUCCCUGUGAACGUGGAAGGAAACAGCCUGUCUGAAGAGCUGGCCCACAGCUGUUCCAGCUCCCUGCAGGCACACCUUGGAUCCAAACACAACUAUGGAUACUCCUACUGGAUCAUGCUGCUCAUCCUUUUCCUGAACAUUGCUUCUCUCAUCAUCAUCUAUUUCUACGACCACGCCAGAUAUUCCAAGAAGAAAGAGCAGGAAAGACCCAUAGAAAAUGCACCAAAGGAUGUUAUUCUGUUUUAAGGACACCGUGGAGAAGGGGGUGUGAAGGGAGAUGACUUUAAUGCGGACAGCAAAUUUCCAUUUGCUCUGAACUGUGUGCACACUUCAAUUCCCAGAUUGUUUUGAGGACACAAAAGCCUGGUUUGGUUUCAGCUGCCUGCCGGCCUGAGCAGGAAGAUCAAAGCCAAUGUUUUAGUCAAGACUGCAAACACCAGGAUCCCUUGGGAUGAGGAGAAAUGGUCACUGAGGUGCUGCUGCUCCAUUUUCUCCUUGCUCUGCUCAGGGAUCUCCUGCAGGUCUGGAGGCUCCUGGGCAUGGGAGCACUUGUGGCCAAAAUCCACAGGACACAGAGGUGGAGUCCCCAUCCCUGCAGUCUCCAUCCCCAGCCCUGUGGAGGUGGCACCUGGGGACACGAGGCACUGGUGGCCUUGGCAGUGCUGGGGAAUGCUGGGACUCCAUGGAUUUUCCAACCUAAAUGAUUCAACCAUUCCAUGACAGCAGAGAAGCCCAGUACCUGCAGGUUAUUAAUGCACAGAAACGCCAGCAAAUCCUGCUUGAGCCCUGCCAAGGGCAAAGCCACACCUGGGCAGGUGAGCCCAGCCCCUCUCCACACGUCCCUGCCUGUACAAAGUCCCCCAGGUGAUGAUUUCAGAGAUGAUUUCUGGCCAGGGCCAUCCCUUUGCCCAGUCUGAGGAGUAUUUAUUGUGCUCACAACGACACACAGCUGCAGGAUGCCCAGGAGUGGGGAGCUCCCUUCUCACUCCUCCCAGGAAUGAGCACUGGGACCUUGGGACAGAUCCAAAGUGCAAAAUCCUGCUCAGAGCACGUGUUCAGCACUUCUGCCCCUUUGUCCCUCACCUCUGCAGCCAGGAGAGACUUUUUUUAUUCCUUUAAAAAGAAAAAAAAGCCUCCUUCUCCUUUCCAGUGUGAAUUUCAGUCACACUCCAUAUCUGUCCUGUGAUGCUCAUGGAGAUAAAACAGCAUUUUGAAGGGGGGAUGAGGAGAUACAAGAGGUGAAUCCUCACUAUUUAUGUCACAAAAAUAAAGUCUGGAGAUGAAAGCAGCCAGCACUUUGUGCAGCUGAGCUCUUUCAAAGGAAACAAAGCAGAGGGAUUUCCCAUCCCGCUUAAAAGGGUGCUGAGGGCAGAGUGGGGAAUAAAAUAAAAAUAAAAGAAGGUUUCUGAAACUUGAGGGGUGGCACAGGUCAAUAAAACCAGGGCUGAUCUUUGCCCUGCAUGCCUGGAAGUGCUGGGGAGGGCUGGAAAUGCUAUGGUGGAGCCAAACAUUUGCCAGUUCUGCUUUGGCUGCAAAAGAUUUUCAGUUUCAGAGCUCAUCUGUCAGUGUUGGGCCCAGGCAGCAUCUGUCACACACCACAGCUCUGCUCAGAGGGCCUUGGUGGAGGAUGGAGUCAGAAUAAUGCAGGAGGAGCAAGAAUUCCAGCUCUGGAGAGCAGGAGCUUCCCCUUGCCUGGGAGUUUCUGCUGUACCUAAGCACUGGUUUGGGAAAUCACAUAAACCCUGCUUUUGGAUGCCUGCUGGGAGCACGUGGCUCUGUUAAACCUGACUGGAGGUCUCUUGUUUGCCUGCAGACACCACAGAGUCGCUGUGUAACAAAUCUCACCUGCUUUGAUGUGAGUGCCAGAUCAAAGCCAGCACAGCACUACAAAAACCUGAUUUAAACAGGAGUUCAAGUUGCAGCUGACUAGCAAAGCUACCUCGGGGUUCUUCCUCUGCAGGUUUUAUUUCCAUUUGAGGGCAGAAAUUCUCUUCCCAGCACAAAGAGCUGCUCAGGGAUGGAGCAGGGGGAUGGGGCCGAGGAGCACCCACACAUCCCUGCCCCAGCCCCAUUGAUUUGGGGCAAUAAACUGCAGAGUACAAUAUUUGCAGGCAGAAUUUUAAAUACAGAAAGUUUUCAUUCUCACUUUGCUCCAAAAGCAGGCACCCAGGACAAGCUCAAAUUCAGAAGUUUUCUGUGAGCUGCUGGUAAUUUCUCCUGAAUUAGGGACCAACCAACCACAGCAGGAGGGAACACACACAGAGCUGGCAUCAAAUUUUCAUCCUACAAUUCCCUCAAACAUCUCCCUAAAAUUCCUUGCCAGUGCUGGAAGUGGCAGCAGAGCACUGUGUGCAGAGGGGAGUUAGAAUUUAUAGGGUGCCCCUGGAUCCCUGAUGUUUACAAAUAAA